AUGACUGAAACCGAAUUACAUCUCCUAAAGACUCAGGCAGAAUGUAAUGUGGCAACUAUGCAAAAUGAUGAAAGUUUGAGUGAGUUAGAAUUAAAGUCAUUCUGGUACAAGUUGCACAAACAAGUAUUUGUGCCAAAAUGGAUUUGGUUAUAUCUUUCUCAGUUCUUAACUGUUUUUGAUGAACCAAAAACCCAAUUAAAGAUUUUUGAACUGAGGCAACCAGCAACUGGACCAACCCCAAAUUUGGGCAACUGCAACCGAAAAAAGACUGGACCUGUAAACACUAAUCAUUAUCAGAUUCAUCUGAUGAUGUUGACACUGACUGUAGGCUUGGCAUGUCAUCAUCCGACAUCGCAGAUUGAACUUUGGCAUCAAGAUUCAGAUGUAGACACUUGUGUCCAAUCAGACCCUUCCUCAGAGGAAGUCAAGCCUCCAAAAUGCAUCAUACUGAGUUCAAAUAUUCCACAUCAUCCACUAGUAGCUGCACUCUACAUCAAUGUAUUUAUGGCAGCUGCUGUGGCAAAACUUGAUCAGCUACCAUGA
Laccaria bicolor S238N-H82 is the source of this 543-nucleotide messenger RNA. RefSeq lists its product as uncharacterized. The coding region runs from base 1 to 543 and encodes 180 amino acids. NCBI's taxonomy places the organism in Eukaryota, Fungi, Basidiomycota, Agaricomycetes, Agaricales, Hydnangiaceae. The record is from RefSeq and is a predicted model, not a curated record. The transcript is spliced from 7 exons.